Messenger RNA from Colletotrichum aenigma, 1335 nucleotides. RefSeq lists its product as uncharacterized. Bases 1 to 1335 code for a protein of 444 amino acids. Gene Ontology annotation, biological process: carbohydrate metabolic process. The record is from RefSeq and is a predicted model, not a curated record. Lineage: Eukaryota; Fungi; Ascomycota; Sordariomycetes; Glomerellales; Glomerellaceae. The transcript has a single exon.
AUGGAGCGCACGGGCUGGUUCGAGUGCUGUAAUGGGCUAUUGAAUCAGUUCCACGAGAACGUCGUCUGGUCCACCAGGGGGAAUUUCUUCGGCAUUCCGACCGAUUGUCCCCAAAGAGACGAGCGCCUCGGCUGGACUGGUGAUGCUCAUGCCUUUGGACCAAAAGCUAACUACGUCUUCGACGCUUCCGGCUUCUGGAGAGGCUGGCACAAAGACAUCUGGUCUGAGAUGCAGAGACAGGAUACCAUGUAUGUGCCGUUUUUCGUCUCGGUUGUUCCAUCAGAGAUAAACACCAAAGCGUGGAAUCCUUCGAGGCCCUCAGCAUUGCGGGGCGAUGUUGCCGUUGCCGGGCCUUUCAACCUCUACCAAGCAUACGGCGACCUUGGAAUGCUGCGAGAGCAAUACAACCAAUCCCAAGCAUGGAUGGAUAAGGGGAUCCCUCGAGACUCUCAAGGACUCUGGGCAAAGAACUCUUACCAAUUCGGAGACUGGCUGGAUCCCAAGGCCCCAGCCAGCAAUCCCGAGAGAGCGACUACCAACAAGUAUUUAGUGGCGGACGCAUACUUGAUCAGAAUGACGGAGCUGAUCAGCAUUAUAUCGACGGCAUUGGGACUCCACAAUAAGGCUGAGGCAUACAAGACACAACGCCUGGAGCUCAUCGAAAGCUUUCGGGAGACUUGGAUGACGAAUGGCACUAUGCCCAAUCGGACGCAGACUGCGUACGCGCUUGGUCUCGACUUCGGAAUCUUCAACGAAGAACAUCACGGCAGUGCCGUCAGCACGUUGAAGAGCUUAGUAACCGAGAGCAACUACCUUGUUAGAACAGGCUUUGCAGGGACGUCAUCCUUAGGCCCAGCCUUGUCGAGAAACGGAGCGGUUGAUGAGUUUUACCGUAUGUUGCUGCAAACCCAGGUGCCGUCUUGGCUCUAUAAAGUCGUCAUGAACGGAACAACGACAUGGGAAAGAUGGGACAGUAUGCUGGCUGACGGCUCGGUCAACCCCGGAGCAAUGACAAGUUUCAAUCAUUACGCUUUUGGAUCCGUAUCCAAGUGGAUACAUGAGAACAUCGGGGGUGUGGCUCCUGCCGAACCCGGAUGGAAAAAGAUUCGAAUUGCUCCGGUGCCUGGGGGGAACAUAACAAGCGCCAGCUCAAGAUUUAUCAGCCCUUACGGUGCAGUACGUGUGAUGUGGGAGAUGGAUGACAAGCGUGGUUUCCACAUGGACAUCGAGGUUCCUCCAAACGCAAGAGCUGAAGUGACUUUGCCGGGGGGUAAUUCGACUACUGAGGAGGUUGGAUCCGGACGAUACAAAUUUUAUAAGCCAGGUAGCUAUUAG